AUGGAAAAUAGUGGAAUUCAAAUUGAUUAAGAUCAGUAUUAUGAGCCAUUCUUAGAAGAAUUAGAUGAUGAGGAGCAAAAUCUCAACUAAGAACAAAUAAAUAGUAAUGAAGUGAGGCCAAACUUGAUGAAUAAUCAUCAGGCUCAGCCAAUUUUGAAUCAGCAAUAAUAAAUAGAUGACGAUGACAACCCUGAGCAGGAGCAUUGGUUGGGUUCGCAUUUGAUCAUCAAAGAAGUAAUUUGUGAUAUCUAGAAAUAUCCUUGUGAUGCGCUGAUUACUUUCUCAGAUUCAGAUAUUUUUCCUGAGAUUGGGGAGAAUCCAGACUUGAUUUCCGAGUUCUUGUUUGAAAUUGAAGAGGAAGAAAAGGAAAUUUGCCACAAAUUCAGCUAUAUUUGCUCAGUCCCUAAGUACAAUUUAAGCAUUUAGAUUGCUGCGCAUAUUACAGAGCUUAUUCAGAAAUGCAUAAUUUCUGCAAAUGAGAAAGACUUAAAGAAUCUAUCAAUUGAUUUGAGCAGCCUCAAUGAACUUAGCUUCAGCAAAAACUCAUUCUUAGAGUAAAAAAGAAUACUAGAAGAAAUUAUAACAAUGCUGUAGAACAAUAUAAUCUUGUAUUCGAAAGAGUUUGAUUCAUAAUAAUUUUGUGUAAAGGAAAUAAGAUUUCUAUUUGAAUAAAGAGAUAAAAUAGAAUUAGCUGUUUUCAUUAAUUGCUUUAUGAAAACAAUCCACCAUUACAUAUUAGAAGAAAGAAAUAGAUUCAAGAAUCAAAAGCUUUCUCAACCUGCAUUAACUUCUCAUUUUAUCGAGAAGAAGAAUUUGAAAAUAGAGGCAUUAAUGUAGCAUAUUCAGAAAUCCGAAUAAUUAAUGAUUAAAAGGAUGAUUAAAAGUUAACCAAAAAGUAUUUAAAGUAUUAUACAAGAUAAAAUUGGAUUAAAUAAAGACAUUCCUCAAAAUUUAUUAAAUAGUGUUGAUCAGGAGGAAAAUGAUAUUCGAGAAAAUUAAUUUUAAAAUUAAGUGGAAGAUGACGGCUUAAAUAAAGUUAAAGAAAAUCCAAACAUUUAAAAUGUUUUCCAAUAUAUGGGAAAUUCCCUUUAGAAUGAAAUUGGCUUUCUUAUUCAAAAUUAAGAUAAAUUCAGCAUUUAAGAUGCUUUUAGCUUUUUAUUAAAUUCAAGUGCUUUGAAAAAUAUUUUGAAAGUAGAUGAUGAUGAUGAUGAAGACUGUAAAAAUAUUGUUUAAGCUUAAAUAUCUAAUGCUUAGAGAUAAAUUGAUGAUUUAGCAAAGAUUGAGGGAGAUUAAGCAAAAUUAGUUUAAUUUAGAGCUUAAUUAGCUAAUGAUUUUUCUCCAGAUUUUCUUAAAAAUUUACCUUAUAUAAUUGGCAGAAUGGGAGUAAGUGAAGAUUAGAAUUAUAAUAUUGAAGAGUAGAAGGAGAUAGAUAGAAGUUCUAGCAAUUUAUCAUCAGCAGUGUAAUAAUAACUUGAUUAAUUCAUGAGUAUUACUUACGAAGAAAAGAAAUUUAAAUAUUAGGAGAUCUGCAAGCACUGCUAAUUCCCGUUUAAAACCAAUGAUAAAGUUUAUAUUCUUCCAUCAGAUGAUAAAUUUCAUGAUGUUUGCAUUGAGAAAAGAUUAAAUGAUUAGCUUUAAAACUUAAAACUGCAAAAUUGA
Molecule: messenger RNA, 1659 nt
Organism: Stylonychia lemnae
Lineage: Eukaryota; Ciliophora; Spirotrichea; Sporadotrichida; Oxytrichidae
Source: the annotation of a GenBank genome assembly